GCAACACACAACAUUCCUUCCACACUAUCUACCCGCUUACCUCGUCUACCUCAACACUCGACCUUUUCUUUCUCCUGCUAAUUUUUACUACCCCUCGAGAACUCCAUUCUUUAAAACAUGUGGAUGAUAAAUUGGUUCUGGGAUGUUCUCGCCAGUCUAGGACUCAUGAACAAGCAUGCGAAGCUUCUAUUCCUAGGUCUUGAUAAUGCUGGAAAGACUACGCUUCUUCAUAUGCUUAAGAAUGAUCGUGUGGCUAUUCUGCAGCCUACUUUGCAUCCCACCUCGGAGGAGUUGGCCAUUGGCAACGUCAAGUUCACAACCUUUGAUCUUGGUGGGCAUCAGCAAGCUCGCCGUCUUUGGAAGGAUUACUUCCCGGAGGUAUCUGGAAUAGUCUUCCUGGUCGAUGCUAAAGACCAUGAGCGUCUCGCCGAAUCUAAGGCCGAACUUGACGCUCUUCUCUCGAUGGAGGACCUAUCCAAGGUUCCGUUCCUCAUUCUCGGAAACAAGAUUGAUCAUCCCGAGGCUAUUUCCGAGGACGAGUUGAGACACCAACUCGGACUAUAUCAGACCACUGGCAAGGGAAAGAUCCCGUUGGACGGAAUUAGGCCUAUUGAGGUCUUCAUGUGCUCGGUUGUUAAGAGGCAAGGUUACGGAGAAGGGUUCAGAUGGAUGUCCCAGUAUGUCUAAAUCAGCACAAUAGCGCCGGUUGCCGGCGGUCUUGAGGGGAAGGAGUAGAUUGAAGACAGAUAGGAAUGAAGGGCAAAAAUCAAAACUUUCUUUUCCAA
Molecule: messenger RNA, 785 nt
Organism: Tuber melanosporum (Perigord truffle)
Lineage: Eukaryota; Fungi; Ascomycota; Pezizomycetes; Pezizales; Tuberaceae
Exons: 6
Coding region: 118-687 (189 amino acids)
Biological process (GO): intracellular protein transport; endoplasmic reticulum to Golgi vesicle-mediated transport; vesicle organization
Cellular component (GO): endoplasmic reticulum exit site; COPII vesicle coat
Molecular function (GO): GTPase activity; GTP binding
Source: RefSeq, a predicted model, not a curated record